GAAGCUUCUCCAGUGGCGCAGGCUAGUAUCGAGCUCGGAAUCGCCCUUCUCUUUGGUGGUAACUCGGAUGUUCAGAGUCGGAUGCUCGAAUUCCUAAAAGCCAAGCGGCUGGUGGGCUUUUUCACAAGCCUGGCUGGCCUCAUGCAGAAUUGUUCUGUCCUCGAUCUGGACACCUUUGAACGGUAA
Molecule: messenger RNA, 186 nt
Organism: Protopolystoma xenopodis
Lineage: Eukaryota; Metazoa; Platyhelminthes; Monogenea; Polystomatidea; Polystomatidae
Source: the annotation of a GenBank genome assembly